Molecule: messenger RNA, 3874 nt
Organism: Phacochoerus africanus (Common warthog)
Lineage: Eukaryota; Metazoa; Chordata; Mammalia; Artiodactyla; Suidae
Gene: IL4R
Product: interleukin 4 receptor
Exons: 10
Coding region: 459-2951 (830 amino acids)
Biological process (GO): production of molecular mediator involved in inflammatory response; cytokine-mediated signaling pathway
Cellular component (GO): external side of plasma membrane; membrane
Molecular function (GO): protein binding; cytokine receptor activity
Source: RefSeq, a predicted model, not a curated record
GUUCUGGGAACCCUGGCUAAGCAGCAGUUCUGGGAAGGCUGCUGCCCCGGGGAGAAGUGUGUCUCUGGCUCCCUACCAGCCCAGCUCAGCUGUCCCAGAGACCAGAGGAAGCUUCAGGCCAGGCUUAAGAUUGUGGAGCUGCAGGGGUCAGCAGCUUCCAAGGGAGGAGGUCACCCCCUCCCCCAGCUCCCGCUGUCCCAGGCUUCCUCUCUGCAUGCCUUCUUGUCACGGGACUGGCUGCAUCCUGUCUGCUGCUGAUUCAACCCCCCACCUCCUCUGAGUGGAGCUGGUUUGCAGCCAAGACAGGGAAGAGGAGCAGGAGGCCCAGACACCCCGCUGAGCUGACUUAGGAAGAGAGCCCUGCUUGCUGGUGACUUCUGUGUCGCUUGCUGGCUUCUGACAUUUCAAGACUCGCCACUCAUCCUCCCCCCUGAAUAAGAGCGCUGUAGGAGCUCCCAAUGGGGUGCCUGUGCCCUGGGCUCACGUUCUCCGUGAGCUGCCUGAUCCUGGUGUGGGCAGCAGGCUCUGAGGUCACCUGUGUCUCCCCAGGGGGUGUCAGGGUCCUGGAGGGGCCCAUCUGCCUAUCCGACUAUAUCAGCACCUCUACCUGUGAGUGGAGGAUGGCCAGGCCUGUCAACUGCAGCGCUGAGCUCCGCCUGUCCUAUCAGCUGUAUUUCUUCGACACUGAAAACCGCACGUGUGUCCCCGAGAACAGAGCAGGCUCAGUGUGCGUCUGCCAUAUGCUGAUGGAGAGCAUCGUCAUUGCGGACACCUACCAGCUGGACCUGUGGGCCGGGGAACAGCUGCUGUGGAACAGCUCCUUCAAGCCCAGCCAGCACGUGAAACCCCUGGCCCCCAAAAACCUCAUGGUUCACGCCAACAUCUCCCACACCUGGCUGCUGACGUGGAGCAACCCGUACCCUUCUGAGAACCACCUGUACUCGGAACUCACCUACCUGGUCAACGUCUCCAAUGAGAACGACCCCACGGAUCAGUUCAGAAUCUAUAACGUGACCUACCUGGGGCCCACCCUCCGAUUCCCAGCCAGCACCCUGAAGUCCGGAGCUGCUUACAGCGCACGCGUGAAGGCCUGGGCUCAGACAUACAACAGCACCUGGAGUGAGUGGAGCCCUAGCAUCAAGUGGCUGAACUACUAUGAGGAGCCCCUGGAGCAGCGCCUCCCGCUCGGUGUCAGCAUCUCCUGCGUUGUCAUCUUGAUCAUCUGCCUGUCCUGCUAUUUCGGCAUCAUCAGGAUUAAGAAAGAAUGGUGGGACCAAAUUCCCAACCCAGCCCACAGCCCCCUUGUGGCCAUUGUCAUCCAAGAUUCUCAGGUGUCACUGUGGGGUAAGCGGUCCCGUGGUCAGGAACCAGCCAAGUGCCCACGCUGGAAGACUUGUCUUACCAAGCUCCUGCCCUGUUUCCUGGAGCAUGGCGUGGACAGGGAUGAGGAUUCCUCUAAGGCUGCCAGAAAUGGGCCUUCCCAGGGUCCUGCAAAAGCAGCAUGGUGCCCCGUAGAGGUCAGCAAGACGAUCCUCUGGCCAGAGAGCAUCAGCGUGGUGCGGUGCGUGGAGCUGUUUGAGGCCCAGGUGGAGAAUGAGGAAGAGGAAGAGGAGGAAGACAAAGGGAGCUUCUGCCCAUCGCCCGAGAGCAGCGGGGGCAGCUUCCAGGAGGGCAGAGAGGGCAUCGCAGCCCGCCUGACAGAGAGCCUGUUCCUUGACCUUCUCGGGGAUGAGAGUGGGGCCUUUAGCCCCCAGGGCAUGGGACAGUCCUGCCUUCUCCCACCUUUGGAAAACGCCAGUGCCCCGAUGCCCUGGGCCGAUUUCCCAAGGGUGGGAUCCCCCGAGGCAUCGUCCCAGGGCAAGGAGCAGCCUUUGAACCCAGAGCCAAGUCCUCAGGCCACCCCGACUCAGAGCCUAGCCAGCCUGGCUUUCCCAGAGCUGUCUGCUGUCAUCGCCGACAACCCCGCCUACCGCAGCUUCAGUACCUUCCUGAGCCAGUCCUCAGAUCCCGGAGAGCUGGACUCGGACCCAGAGCUGGCGGAAGCCCUGGAGGAAGUGGAGCCCAGCCUCCCUGCUGCCCCCCAGCCCUCUGAGCCACCCCCUACACUCCAGCCUGAGCCAGAAACCUGGGAGCAGAUCCUGCGCCAGAGUGUCCUCCAGCGCAGGGCGGCCCCGGCCCCUGCCUCGGGCCCCAGCAGCAGCGGCUACCGGGAGUUUGUGCACGCAGUGGAGCAGGGCACUCAGGAUCGCAGGGCAGCAGGCUCCGGCCCUUGUGGAGAAGCUGGCUACAAAGCUUUCUCCAGCUUGCUUGCUGGCAGUGCCAGCUGCCCGGGGACAUCUGGGCUUGAACCCAGCAGUGGGGAGAGCGGCUACAAGCCCUUCCAGAGCCUCCCUCCUGGCUGCCCCGAGACCCCCGUCCCUACCCCCCUGUUCGCCUUUGGACUGGACAUGGAGCCCCCUCCCAGCCCUCAGAACCCACCCUUCCCAGGCAGCUCUGCAGAGUGCCCUGGCUUGGAGCCAGCGGUCAAAGGAGAAGAUGGCCAGAAGCCCCCGCUGGCCCUGGAGCAGGCCACCGAUCCCCUCAGGGAUGACCUGGGCAGCGGCAUUGUCUAUUCAGCCCUCACCUGCCACCUGUGCGGCCACCUGAAGCAGUGCCACGGCCAGGAGGACGGUGGCAAGGUCCACGUGGUGGCCAGCCCCUGCUGUAGCUGCUGUUGUGAAGACGGGUCCCCACCCAUGGUGACCCCCCUGAGGGCCCCAGACGCCCCAUCCAGUGGAGUCCCACUGGAGGCCAGCCUUUCUCCGGCCUCCCUGGCACUCUUGGGUGUCUCAAGGGAGGGUAAGAUCCCCCCGUGCUUGCAAACCACCCCCAGCAAUGCUCAGAGCUCCAGCCAGACCCCCACAGCAGUAGCGAUGCUCUUCCCAGGGCCUGCGUGCAUGGACACUUCCUAGGGGCGUGCCCUCUUCCUGCUGAAGUCUAUAGGUGAGGACUGCACCUUACCUCUGCCUGCAAAAUGCCUCCCCCCGGAAGGCAGCCAGGCUGGCAGAGUUCCGAAAGACUCGGAGAACCCCAGGACGGAGACGACCACCCCUGGGGCUGCCAGAGACUGAAUGCCCCUGGCUCCCAACACUGGCCUGGGCUCACCACAUCCCGUGGGCACAGAGGGCGCCAGGCAGCUAUGCCCACAUCCAGCACCUGCAGGGAUGGGGAGGUUCCUGGGCACCUUGACUUGUGAGCAAGCUCUUGGCCACGUCAUCAGUCCACAGCUGCUGUAGCAGACUGUCCAGUCUGGCUCUGCUGCCCAGUCCUGGGAUUAGCUGCCACCAUCUCGGUGGAUUGGAUGCGGAACCUAAAAGCAAACCAAAGCCAACGGGGGAAUGACUUGGGAGGCCUUGGGAAAUUAAGGUUCAGGACGGGUGGUCCUUUUCCCAGAGAUGCCCAUUCAUUUAGCAGAGCGUCAUAAGGUUGGCAACUGCAGGGAGGGGUCUGGGCUACCGAGAGGAUCUUAGUUAGGUGGGGUAUCGCAGCAGUGACUGUGCCCGCUGCCUACACACCUGUAAGACCGGGGGCUCCUGUUAAGCACUGGAUCUCCAGGAUAAGCAUCCUCGCUACCUUAGGGCGGGCAUGUGCUCCCCACGGAGCCAUGGCUGGCGUUGAUGGUUCAGAGGGAGUGGUUCAGGUCCCGUGGUCCAGCCAGCUGGGUAUCCCCAGUGCUGACACCAGGCACAUUGCUUCACAACAGCCCAGACCUCAGGCUGAACAACGCUUGUUUGUGUGUAUCUCAGAGAUUGUUUCAUCACCUGAUAUUUGUGUUUGCGGAGGAGAGUGGAAGGGAAAGCAUGGAGUUUUGUAUAAAUAAAGAUUCUUUAUCUCC